Notothenia coriiceps (black rockcod) is the source of this 664-nucleotide messenger RNA. RefSeq names its product PH-interacting protein-like. The transcript is spliced from 3 exons. The annotation marks the transcript as partial. NCBI's taxonomy places the organism in Eukaryota, Metazoa, Chordata, Actinopteri, Perciformes, Nototheniidae. Gene Ontology annotation, biological process: regulation of cell shape; cytoskeleton organization; regulation of transcription by RNA polymerase II. Gene Ontology annotation, cellular component: nucleus. The record is from RefSeq and is a predicted model, not a curated record.
GAGCAGGAGUUGGUGAAGAUAGUGGGCAUUAAGUAUGAGGUGGGUCUGCCCACUCUGUGCUGUCUGAAGCUUUCCUUCCUGGACCCCGACAGCAGCAGACUGACCGGAGGAUCCUUCUCUAUGAAAUACCACGACAUGCCUGAUGUCAUCGACUUCCUGAUUCUGCGACAACAGUUUGACAACGCCAGAAAGAGGCAGUGGAGUAUAGGGGACAGAUUUAGGUCGGUCAUUGACGAUGCCUGGUGGUUUGGGACCAUUGAGAGCCAGGAGCCCUUCCAGCCUCAGUAUCCUGACAGCCUGUUUCAGUGCUACAACGUCUGGUAUGUUACUCUGUUUCAGUCUGCAGUUGAAAGCACUGCAAAAUUUUAUGUAAUCAUUCUAUUUAUUUGCAUCAGCAAGGAGAUUCCCUCCUAAAACAAAGAGUUCCUAAGCCAUACCGAUGCAGCUAGCAACAAGUGCUCUGGUUAGCACAACAAGCCAAUUCCAUUGAUGUAUUAUGAUAUUUUAAUAUUGAAUGCAUGUUUGAAAGUAUUCAUCACCUUCAAACGACACAAAACAAUGCAACAUGAUAUAUGUUAAAUAAAUGUGACCCGCUCUACCGAAAUCAGGAAGUCGCGACGGCUCAUUUCAAAAAUAAACGUGGAUUUGCUUUUUCGGGGUUCAG